AAAUAAAUCGAAAAAAAAAAAGAAGAAACAAAAAUAAUCUGACUCAGAAUACACACCCCCUUCUCUCUCUUUCUUUCUUUGUUCUGCUGCUUCAAACUUCAAAGACCGAAAAAAGGAACACUCCCAAGAAAAAUAGUGGCGGUUCUGUCUUCAUUCACCCAAGAAGCUGCACACUGAAAACACCAUUUUUCCAUUUGGAGCAACAACGCCACCACCUCUAACUGCUGCUCAUUUUUUCUACACUGGAAAAGAAAAAGAACAAAUAUCAAAUAAAAUAAGAACCGACCCGAGCUUCUUUUUUUUCAAAGAAGGAGACGCGAGCACACUGUUAUCUUGUCUCCUCCAUGAGGAAAAAAAGAGGAACCAAGUGCCUACCUUUGUAACAGUAUCCGUUUUUCAGUUACAAGGUUGUUUUAGUUUCUCAAGUCCAUUUGCUCCUUUUUCUUCUGAGUUUGGUUCUUGCUGAGAUCCGGUGCCUUGUUGGAUUCGUUCUCUCUUGUGGCUGAGAUCUGUUUGGUUUCGGAGUUCCUGAGGUUGUUUGGUUUUUGAGCUUGUUGCCGAAUUUGGAGCCGUGGAAGAUACUAGUGGUGCUGGUUAGUUGCUUUUGGAGCUGGAAAAAUACGUUUGUAUGAUGAAGUGUUUGGUUCAAGAUUGGAACUUUGGGUGGUGGGGAUUGAGUAGGAUUGGAAGGGAAUGAAGAGUGAAAGUAAAAAAGUUAUCUUUUGCAGUGAAACUGGUUUUGGUUGAAGGGUUGGAAGUGUGGGAAUCUUUUGGGUCUACUUAGCAUUUCUCGUUAAUGGCUGAGGCAAUUCAUUGUCUGGUUGUUCAGUUUUUGUUCAGAUUUGGAAUGAGUUUUGGUUGGUGAAAGGGGAGAUUAAGGUAAGAAGAAUGAGAUUUUGCAGCGGGAAGGGAGAGAAGAAAAGGAUUUUUCUGUGGUCUGAGGUUCUUCUUUUUUGAAAUUUUGCUGAAAAUGAAGCUUUCUUCAGCUGAUUUUUGUCCUCCACCCCCGGAAGGAGAAAAGCGCGUUUUGGAUUCAGAACUUUGGCAUGCAUGUGCUGGUCCCCUUGUUUCUUUACCAAUUGUUGGAAGCCGAGUUGUGUACUUUCCACAAGGUCACAGUGAACAGGUUGCUGUAUCAACCAACAGGGAAGUGGAUGCCCAAAUUCCUAACUAUCCAAGCUUGCCUCCCCAACUUAUCUGUCAACUUCAUAAUGUGACUAUGCAUGCUGAUAUUGAGACAGAUGAAGUAUAUGCACAAAUGACCUUGCAACCUCUGAAUCCUCAAGAGCAAAAGGAGGCAUACCUUCCAGCAGAGUUGGGCACUCCAAGUAAACAGCCUACAAACUACUUUUGCAAAACUUUGACAGCCAGUGACACAAGCACGCAUGGAGGGUUCUCUGUUCCUCGCCGUGCAGCUGAAAAAGUGUUUCCUCCUUUGGACUUCACCCAACAGCCUCCUGCUCAAGAGUUAAUUGCAAGGGAUUUGCAUGGUAAUGAAUGGAAAUUCAGACAUAUCUUUCGCGGCCAACCCAAAAGGCAUCUAUUGACAACGGGAUGGAGUGUCUUCGUGAGUGCUAAAAGACUUGUUGCUGGUGAUGCUGUGCUGUUUAUCUGGAAUGAAAAGAAUCAAUUGCUUCUUGGCAUUCGCCGUGCUAAUCGGCCACAACCUGUGAUGCCUUCCUCAGUUUUGUCUAGUGAUAGCAUGCACUUGGGGCUUCUUGCUGCUGCAGCUCAUGCAGCUGCAACCAAUAGUCGAUUCACCAUUUUCUAUAACCCACGUGCUUGCCCAUCAGACUUUGUCAUACCCUUGGCAAAGUAUGUUAAAGCUGUGUAUCAUACUCGAGUCUCAGUUGGCAUGCGCUUCAGAAUGCUGUUUGAAACAGAGGAAUCUAGUGUGCGGCGAUACAUGGGCACCAUAACUGGUAUUAGUGACUUGGAUCCUGUUCGAUGGCAAAAUUCACAUUGGCGUUCGGUCAAGGUUGGCUGGGAUGAGUCUACUGCUGGAGAGAAGCAACCUCGAGUGUCUCUAUGGGAAAUUGAGCCCUUAACAACAUUUCCUAUGUAUCCAUCUCCGUUUCCUCUUAGGCUUAAAAGACCAUGGCCUUCAGGACUUCCUUCUUUCUAUGGCAUGAAGGAGGAUGAUUUCGGCAUAAAUUCUUCACUAAUGUGGCUUAGAGAUGCUGAUAGAGGGCUACAGUCUCUUAAUUUUCAGGGUACCGGUGUAAGUCCUUGGAUGCAGCCAAGGCUUGAUCCCUCCAUGUUGAAUUUGCAAACAGAUCUGUACCAAGCUAUGGCUGCCACUGCGCUUCAGGAUAUGAGGACUUUAGACCCUACCAAACAGCAUCCAACUUCCUUAAUUCAGUUUCAGCAACCCCAGAACUUCCCUAACCGGACGGGUGCUUUAAUGCAGACACCAAUGUUGCAGCCCUCUCAACAUCAGCAGGCCUUCCCAAAUAAUCAAGAAAUUCAGCAUCCAUCUCAAUCUCAGGUUCAAAUUCAAAAUCAUCUUCAGCAGCAUCUACAGAAUCAGCACUUAUUCAACAAUCAGAGUCAUCAGCAGCAGCAACCACAGCUUCAACAGCAGCAGCAGCAGCAGCACCACCAACAACAAAUGGUAGAUCAUCAGGAGAUUCCAAAUGUGGUCUCUACAAUGUCUCAGUUCGUUUCCACUCCGCAGUCUCAGUCGUUACCCAUGCAGGCUAUCUCUUCACUGUGCCAUCAGCAAAGUUUUACUGAUUCAAAUGGUACUGCUGCUGUUUCUCCGCUACACAGUAUCUUGGGUUCAUUUCCCCAGGAUGAAACAUCCCACCUUGUGAACCUUGCUAGAACUUCCUCUUGGGUUCCUGUUCAAUCUUCAUCUGCAUGGCCCUCAAAGCGUGUUGCAGUGGAUCCUCUUGUUUCUUCUGAAGCUUCUCAAUGUGUUCUGCCUCAGGUGGAUCAGUUGGGGCAGGCACAUAGCACCAUGUCUCAGAAUGCUAUUUCGUUGCCACCAGUUCCUGGUAGGGAGUACAGUGUAGAAGGGAGCACUGAUCCACAAAACCAUAUUUUGUUUGGUGUGAAUAUAGAAAACUCUUCUUCGCUACUAAUGCAUCAUGGAAUGUCAAGCCUUAAGGGGGUUGGCAGCAACACUCAUUCAUCAACCGUACCUAUUCAAUCUUCUAAUUACCUGAAUACAGUAGGCACUGAUUCUUCACUGAAUCAAGGAAUGACACACAGCAAUGGUGAAUCGGGCUUCCUUCAGCCUCCAGAAGAUGGGGGCCGAGGAAACCCGCCAAAUAAAAAGACCUUUGUGAAGGUUUAUAAAUCAGGGACCUUUGGAAGAUCAUUGGAUAUAACUAGAUUUACCAACUACCAUGAGCUGCGCAGCGAGCUUGCUCGUAUGUUCGGCCUUGAAGGUGAGUUGGAGGACCCUUUGAGAUCAGGCUGGCAGCUUGUAGUUGUGGACCGAGAGAAUGACGUUCUUCUCCUCGGUGAUGACCCAUGGCCGGAAUUUGUAAAUAGUGUAUGGUGCAUCAAGAUACUUUCCCCUCGGGAGGUGCAGCAAAUGGCCAACAAUGGCAUCUGUGAUGACUUACCAGGACAUGAUGACCCAAGAAAUUUAGACUUCUGAAUGAUGUGAUAGUCACCAUGAACAACUUCUCUCUCUUGUAUUAUUACCAUUCCUUCUCAACCUUUUAACAAUGGUGAGAGGUACUCUUAGUUGUUGUAGUCUAGCUUAAUUCCAAGCCUUUUGCUUUUGUUUUUAUUUUGGUGUUUGUUGCUGCUUAGGGACCAAUUCAUAAUCUAAAACACUGUAACUAUAUAUAUGACAUAUCCUCAUUGUGCUACCCUUCAUCAUAUUAUUACUUACCCUGUUAGGAAUAUGGAUUUAAGAUACUAUAUUCUAUAUGCCAUAUAUUAUCACAACAUUAUCUUC
This is a messenger RNA of Arachis ipaensis, 3916 nucleotides long. RefSeq names its product auxin response factor 6. Gene Ontology annotation, biological process: regulation of DNA-templated transcription; response to hormone. Gene Ontology annotation, molecular function: DNA binding. NCBI's taxonomy places the organism in Eukaryota, Viridiplantae, Streptophyta, Magnoliopsida, Fabales, Fabaceae. The record is from RefSeq and is a predicted model, not a curated record. Gene Ontology annotation, cellular component: nucleus.